Molecule: messenger RNA, 651 nt
Organism: Phytomonas sp. Hart1
Lineage: Eukaryota; Euglenozoa; Kinetoplastea; Trypanosomatida; Trypanosomatidae
Source: the annotation of a GenBank genome assembly
GACUACGAUCAAGGUAAUUGUAAAGAAUAGCGUAUGAGAAGUAGAAAGCAGCAUGCUUCGCCUUACAUUGUCCUGCUUUUAUCUGAAAAAGGUAUUUCAGGUGACUAAGCCUCCUGUUAGUGGCUAUGAGUUGGUGGAACUUCCCAAUGAAAAAGUCCUAAAUGAGUUUAUGCUACACUUCAAGAAAAAGGCAAUCUUAGUUAUCGUACACAGCGGAGACACCGGUCUAGGUGAGAUUCAUGCUGAUUCAUCGAAGUUAGGUAGAACUAAAAACAAGCCCGUCUUAAAAACUGGCAUGUCGGACAACAAUAUUAACCUAAAGAGAAACUCUUAUUCGGCUUUUCAUGAUCCUCUUACCCGUACGUUUGUUUCCUCGUUGAACAAAGUAAAUUUGGGUAACCCUGAUGAAUUGAGGAUUGCACUUGUUCCCGGGCCCAAGACCCCUGACCUUGUAAAUAAGUAUUCGAUUCUUACUUACCCUACGACGCUGUUGUUUGUUGAAAGUCGAUACGUCGAUCGUUGUGUUGGAGCUAGGUCACGAGAGCUAUCGAUUAAGUCCUUGUUUAUGCUGCGUAAUAAUGGGCGUGAUGUAUUCUCAAGAGAAUAAAAUAAUUUACCUUCUUAGUAAACAUCAUCUAAGCAAAUAUGAAG